GAGGUAAGAGCAGACGGAGCUCAAAUUCAUUUCUGCUGGUGCUUCUGGAAGCGCAGCACAUUGCAAAAGCAUAACGUGACGCACAAGGAGCCGGGGGGACACACAUGGCUAUCAAAUGGAUUACUCUGACAUACACUUGUGAACUACUACACUGCAAGGACAAUAGAGUCACCUGGCCUUCAAAGGACUUGCACAGAGCUUGCACAACUUCUUUGUGACACUGACAGAACAAGAAAAAAGGUACCUGGCUUUGAUGCAGACGUAAUGACAUUUCUGAGUCUUUCUUAAUUCAUUCUGGACCCAGCUGACGCGCACACUAAACGGAGUGACUUGGACUGACAAACACUGAGAUGUAAACAUUUUGGGUUAAAUUUUAACCGCUGCUGUCACACAGUUACACCACAGAGUUGGAACAUAACCACCAAACCAAGAGCAAAACACAUCGAGAGAGAAGGACACGCAUGAGAAAGCUUACCAUGCACUGACAACAAGGAAUGGAAAGCAUCAGCGUGGAAACGGGCUGGGAUGGGUUAGCCCUCUCCUCUCUGGUCACCGCAGGAAGGAGUAACUUCUCUUCCUCGUCCUUGUUUGUUUCUGAACUGAACUCCUUCAACACGUCUCACAGCGGGGGAUCCUUCUUCGGGAUAUUUCCUGAGAAUGGCUCCACUACCACACCUCACACGCUGCCCCAGCCCAAGGUCAGAGACCUGGGCCUGGCCCGGGCUGAGAUCGCAGUUCUUGGGGUGGUGCUGGCUCUAACCACCCUGGGGAACAGCUUUGUCCUGUGGGUGCUGCUGAGGAGGAGGAAGCACAAUGCACCGAUGCACGUCUUUAUGGUUAACCUAUGUGUGGCUGACCUGGUAGUGGCUUUUUUUCAGGUUCUUCCUCAGCUGAUCUGGGAUAUCACGGAGAGAUUUCAGGGGCCUGACUUGCUCUGCCGGUCUAUCAAGUACUUGCAGAUUGUUGGCAUGUUUGCCUCUUCAUAUAUGAUAGUUGCCAUGACAGUAGACCGGCACCAUGCCAUCUGCUGCCCUUUGCAGGCCUAUCGAGGGGGGGCAAUGUCCCGCUGGAACACCCCAGUCAUGGUGGCAUGGGGCUUGGCUUUAGUCCUCAGCAUACCACAGGUGUUCAUCUUCUCUCGCUCAGAAGUGGCGCCUGGUGAGUUCGAGUGCUGGGGACACUUUACCGAACCAUGGGGGCUGAAGGCCUACGUCACCUGGAUGACUGUGGCAGUCUUCCUGCUGCCUGCGCUCAUCAUUACCAUCUGUCAGAUAAGAAUCUUCAGGGAGAUUCACAACAACAUCUACCUGAAGUCAGAGCGGAUGGUGAUGGCUGAGCUUAAGAAGAAUGAAAUCCUCUUCCGCUUCCACAGUUUUAAAAAGGAUGAGGAGCGGGCCAGGGAGAGGGGCAGACGGGCAUCUGGAGGGAGCAGGGAUGGGAGAGGAGGCCAACUUUUAAAGGGUGUGAAUAACAGCCCUCACAAUAACACCCAUGGCAGCAAAGUGGGAGAGUGUUACGACUAUGUACCAUCAUCUCUUCAGUACAGCAGUUGCUGUGGAGAACAUGUGACUGCAGCAACAACAUCAUCUGUGCAGCAGCCAGCGCUGAACUGUUCAGAUUGCCAAGAGUCCAACACAUCCUACGAGCCAGCCUCAGGAUCCCCGUGUUGUUCACUUGAAUACCCGCCAACCCAACGCCCACCCACUCCACCAAGCAUCACUAAAGCCAUGUCCAAGACUGUGAGAAUGACCCUGGUCAUCGUUUUAGUCUACACUAUCUGCUGGUCCCCUUUCUUCAUAGUCCAGCUGUGGGCAGCCUGGGACCCCAACCCUCCAGACCAAGGAGUGGCCUUCACUAUUCUGAUGCUGCUGGCCAGUCUGAACUCUUGCACCAACCCGUGGAUCUACACGGCCUUCUCCAGUAGUGUGUCCAGAGAGCUGCAGAACCUGCUGCACUGCGGGUCACGACAUGGCCGCCGGGGCUCACUCCCAGAUGACUCCACCACCACGCACACCUCCACCACCAAGGACAACAUGUACUGACAGAUGACUGACAAAGAUAUGUUUGAAAAAUCAUGCACGGCUGCACAAAUGCCCCAUUUGCAAGGACACGCUGUUGCACACAAUGCCGCCACCACCUCCAGUGUCUCUGCCUGAAAACAGAGCACUGACCUCUACCAGAUGUUUCCACCAACAAAAGACAGCUGCACUGUCAACAGGACUUCUAUCUGUAAUCACCUAUGCUCCCCACCUCAGCUAUGAGGAAGGGUGUCACUGAGGAUGUCAACACCAUUUUAUGGAGGCACAGUGGAAUACGCAGCGACAACGAGCGACAGAUCUGCAAUGCGAAAUGGCCUUGAAUGUAAAAAGAUUUUCACCUCACUUGCUAAUAAGUAGGACAUUGUACAAUAAGUCCUACAACAAAAUGUCUGGCCCUGUUCAGACAGAGCAGGACUGCAGGAAUGCAAGGGGUGGAUCACUGUGUUAAUGGCCUUAUGGCACGCCUAAUGUACAAAGCAGCAGACAAAGCUAUGGGUGUAGAAAAAACAAAGCAGCGCGCUAAGAAAGAGUGAGAGACAUUUAGAGACAGCAGGAGAGAGCGAGACAGCUGCUGGACUGAGAACAGACAGGGGAUGACAUGGAUGUUACAGGGGCGGCCCUCAGAAGGCUGUACACGAAAUCUAAUAAUGUGAACAAACUUUGUUAAAUCAAAGAAAACGGAUUAGAGAUGGAUGCUUGAGGCUGAAUUCAUAUUCUCUCAGGAGGAAUCCGGUUUCAAGGAACAAUAGUGAUUUGUUAGUGGGCUGGACAAAGGACAGUGCAGACAUGCUCCAUGAGGAACUGCAACACCGCAGAUCAAUGCAAACAGUCAGAGGGGCUGACAGAAACAAACACAAGUGAGAGGGGGUGGGUUACGGUCCAGAAGAAUACAAAUGAACAAUCCAGGUUUCCGCAACCAACUGGGACACAAUUAUGUGGUUGUAUUUUGUACAAACAUAGUGUAUGAGGUACACAAAUCACCUUCCUGUCAUGCUCUCCUGAAAAUAUGAAACAUGAACCUGAACAUUACUUAAGAGACAGAAAGGAAACAAGAAAUAUUAUUCAUUCCAUGUACAGUAAUAGACAUUGUAAAGUAUAUUUAUUGAAAACAUAUGGCACAUUAAAUAUGAUUACGUUUUGUGCAAGAUAAAUGUUGAAUGUAAAUCGUAGGAUUGUAAUGUUUUUUGUUAAUGUGUGUCAGUAGAAGGAGAUGUCAAUCCAAAGGUUUUCUACGACUGUAGAAUCUCAUCAGGUCUUAAACGUACAACUCUUAAAUAUGUUGGGUUGGAGACACCAUAUUAAGCAAAGAACAGAAGAGCAUCACUUCAUGUCAUCAACCUCAUGUCGUUUUUAGAAAAGUUUCAUGUCAACAUGGAAAAUACUCGUCGUCAUAUUAAGUGCCUGUAAAUGUCAGCUGACAUUUUAGGGGGGUGGGUGGGGGGGUGGGGGGCUCCCUCAGUGGAUUAAUCUCCAAGUGAUGUCAGCCAUGUUAUUCUUGGAAGGAGCUACCGCUACAGCAGGGAUCUUUGGACAUGUUAUAUCACACCAUGAGCCAUGUGUUAUUUUAUUUCUAUAUUUAUUGUUGUAUAAAUGAAAUAAUACAGAAUAUAUCACUAUCAA
Messenger RNA from Sphaeramia orbicularis (orbiculate cardinalfish), 3659 nucleotides. Its product is annotated as vasopressin V2 receptor-like. Gene Ontology annotation, biological process: G protein-coupled receptor signaling pathway; regulation of systemic arterial blood pressure by vasopressin; cellular response to hormone stimulus. The record is from RefSeq and is a predicted model, not a curated record. Lineage: Eukaryota; Metazoa; Chordata; Actinopteri; Kurtiformes; Apogonidae. Gene Ontology annotation, molecular function: peptide binding; vasopressin receptor activity. Gene Ontology annotation, cellular component: plasma membrane.